CUGAGCACUGAACAGCUCUCACACUCCAGUUUGGAGCUCUGUUGGCUCCAAUCUGUUGGCUCCAAUCUGUUGCCAGGAUGAAUGAAAAUCUUUUCCUUGCACGACUCAGUAGCUAAUAACUGACUGUUAACUCGCAGGAAAAAAGAUAUUGACACUUGGUUUCAUCAGCAGGCUGUAGGCGUAGUCCCUAUCUGGGCACGAGGUGUGAGCAUUUUGGGGUUGGAUGCAAGUAAUUUAAUAAAUAAAUAAACAAACAAGAGAAGUGAUGAGGAGCCCAUGACGUCUGGGAUGAAUGGGGAUGGAGAUAAAAGCUCAAGCCUCAGUUUGGGAGUGAUGUAGGUGUUGAGGGGAGAAGAAUGUGGUGCAUUCAGUGUGUGAGUUUGGGUGGAUGACGACACUUGCCUCCCUCCAGCAUUGUGGGUUGAAAAGGGAGUCAAUUAAGUGAUGUUACAUGUAAAAAAAAAAAAAAAAAAAAAAUGUGUCAAUGGUGUGGUGUCGCCUGUGGAUGGGACUGUAGUUUUUUUUCUUCCACUGAUGCAGCAAAGAGAUUGUAUCUGUGCCCUGGACGACAUGAUGACACCAACACACUUCACAAGGUGGAUAAAACCCUCCCCGAGCUGCACAGCGGGGGAUGACACAUGCACUGUAUGAAGUUGGCGGCUGGUGCUCUGCUGUGAGUCAAAGUGGCCCUGCAGCAGAGGAACACAGUCCUUUUUUGUACCCCCCAGAGUGGACCAGGAUCUCUAAAAGCCUGCGGGGGUGAGAUAUAGUGUAGAUAUAUUCUUUCAUGCGGAUGAGUGCCUGAGAAAAAAAAAAAGAACCUUACUUUACACACUUCUAUCCUGACCUUAAGUAUGAGAAAUAGGACUGAAUUAUAAAUGAGUUAUGCUCCAGCCAAGGGAUUCAGCUACUGUCUCUUGUCUGACUUCAGCAGGCAUUAAUUGAGUAUGGCAUGCCUAAGGGCUUGUUCGUGAUGGUGCUCUGUGUGGACAAGAAGCUGUGGCAUGACAGAGGGCAACGUGGGUAAAAGAGACAUGCAACACCCAGCCCUGAUCCACUGCCACCUCUUCCUGGGCGGGGCCUUGCUGCUUCUCCUGGCCAGCCCGGCUCUGAGCUGCCCCGCCCGAUGCGAGUGCUCUGCCCAAAGCAAGUCGGUUAGCUGCCACCGCAAGCGCCUGCCCACCAUCCCGGAAGGCAUCCCCAUUGAGACGCGUGUCCUGGACCUCAGUAAAAACAAGCUACGCAUCAUCACACCAGACAACUUCUCUUCAUUCCAGCAGCUGGAAGACCUGGACCUCAGCGACAACCUCAUCAGUGUGGUCGAACCCAGCUCGUUUCGGUCCCAGCUUGCUCUCCGCUCGCUCAACUUUCGCAGCAACUUGCUUCAGCUAGUUCCUGCUGGCGUGCUGUCAGGCCUGACCAACCUCACUCGCCUAGAUCUCAGCCACAACCGACUGGUGGUUCUCUUGGAUCAUGCCUUCCAAGAUCUGCGGAAGUUGAUGUACCUGGAAGUGGGUGACAACGAGCUGGUUUUCAUCUCUCAGCGGGCCUUUACAGGAUUGCUUGGACUCCAAAGUCUGACCCUGGAGCGUUCUAAUCUGACCGUGGUCCCUACUGAUGCUCUGGCACAUCUGCACAGCCUGGUUGAGCUGCGCAUGCGCUAUUUGAGCAUUAGUUUUCUAAAGCCUUUCUCCUUUAAGAGGUUAUCACGUCUCCGCCGACUAGAGAUUGAUUACUGGCCCUGGCUGGACACAUUGCCUCCCCUCUCACUGCAUGGCCUCAACCUCACAACGUUGUUCAUAACCAACACUAACCUGUCUGCCUUCCCUGGCGCAGCCCUGCGCAACGUGCCCUACCUCACACAUCUCAACUUGUCCUACUGCCGCAUCCAGCACAUCCAUCAGGGAGAGCUGGGUCAACUCCCUCACCUGCUGGAGCUCCACCUCCAAGGGGCUCAGCUGAUUUCUAUUGAGCCUUUUGCAUUUGUGGGCCUCAAAUCUUUGCAACUACUGGAUGUGUCACAGAACCGCCUGGACUCUCUGGAGAGGGGAGUGUUUGCCUCGCCAGACAGCCUCCAGAGGCUCUGUCUGGGUGGAAACCCAUUAGUGUGCGACUGCAGAUUGCUUUGGCUGCUCAAUAGCCACAAGCCACCCUCUCUGCAGAUUCUGGAUGUGCAGCCAGAGUGCAGCGCCCCUGAGCACCUCCUGGGGAAAUCUCUCCGUGACCUCAAGGAGCCUCUGGUCUCUAGAUACAUGACCUGCACCAAACCACGGAUUGGACCCAACACGACCCAGCUACUGAUGGCUGAUGAGGGUCAGCCCGCCCGCCUGAGCUGCAUGGCAGAGGGAGCGCCUCGGCCCUCAGUGGUAUGGAUUACACCUCACAGACGCUAUAUCACAACCAAGAGCAGCGGCAGGGUGGAAGUCCAACCAGAUGGAACCCUGGAGAUCAAGGCAGCGGAGCUGCAUGACAGCGGGGUGUAUUUGUGUAUUGCCAGUAACCCUGCUGGCAACGCUAGCCUGUCGGCCUCUUUAGCUGUGAAGAGCCUGGGCAUUGGAGACAGAUCCCACUAUAGCAACAGGAGCUCAAACUAUCUGACAGACUCUAACAGCACAUGGGGGAAUGGGACAGUACUGUAUAACAUGACAGUCCCCAUAGACAUUAAGACUAUCAUUAUAUCUACAGCCAUGGGCUGCCUGUCCUUCCUGGGUGUGGUCAUCUUCUGCUUCCUGCUACUGUUUGCCUGGAGCCGAGGGAAAGGACGCCAUAAGAGCAACUUUGAUAUUGAGUAUGUCCCUCGCAAAUCCAACGGGGCAUCAGCAGACAUGACAGAAACAAGCGGCCCACGACGGGUUAACAUGAAAAUGAUUUGAAAACGAUGCAGACUGACGCCUACGAUAGCAAAGUGCACACAUAUCAGCUGAAAAAAAAGUUUUUUUUAUGACACAGUGGAUUUGUGACCAAUGAAAGUGACGUGCUAAUAUAGUGGGUGUCAAUAUGACAGUGAUCUAGUGACAAAGUGGGCAUGUGAAUAUAAAAGUGAUAUAUGAAACCGUGGACGUGUUUAUAUGAAAUAAUGUUCUCAUACAGUACAUUGAAUAUAAUACUAUAACCAACAUAUCAAUAUGGGAGUGAUAUAGUGCUGCACUAGGCAUGUGUUUCAGUGGUGACGUGAUGAGUAAUGAUGUUGUCGACUCACCGUGACAUCAAGGUGAAGGAGGGAGCCGCUGGGAGUGACAGGGGACAUCUUCGCGUGGCAGUAGACCUAUCAUCGCUGCAACAUGUCAGGACUAAAUUGUCUAAUACCCAUCUUAGCUGCAGUACGAGAGGUGUGCGUUGUGUUCAUGUGUGCGCGUGUGCGUGUAUGUGUGAGUGCAUCAGUGUGCGCAUGUUGCAUUUGUGCGUUUCUUUGUGCAUGUGCACGCAUUGCCUUUCUCGUUGAACGGAACAAUUAAAAUGAAUGAUAGGGUCCAAAGCAUUUUUCCAGGCCUUUGUUCUUGUUCGGUCAUGUAACAACAGUAUUGUCACUGUUGAGUAAAACAGAGGAUUAUCUAUGUUUGUAUGCAAAAUCACAAUUAUUAUAUUCAAGAGAAAUGCUGCAUAAAUUUUGGGAGAGGUCAUUGCCCCCUUUGGAAUGACUCCAAUAUUAGAUGGGGAUUUUUCUAAACUCAAGGAAAAAACACACACACACACAGUAGCUACAAUGUGAAGUCUGGGCUUUGUUUUUACCAUAGAGCUCACUUACAAGCAACACUAGACACUUUUCUUGAGAAAUAGCAGUGGUCAGUGUUGUUAUUACUCGGGAAAAGCUUCCAGCUACAGAAAUGGCAUGUUAAACCCAUUUUAUAACACAAUAAAUCAUGGGCAGAUUUUCCUGCCAGACAAAUCCCUUGAUAUGAUAUAAAAGAGUCGGUAGCCAGACACAAUGGCAAAGAUUUACUGGCCGGUGGCCUCUCUGGGACAAGACAAAGUUGAGCUUCACAGAUUUAUGGGUUGAAUUUCCCCCCUUUCACAUUUUUCUUUGAUUGCACCACUUCAAGCUAGCGUGUCCGGAUUCUUCCCUAGGGCACCAAGGGGUUCUGGGUAUUUAAUAGACAGCAAUUUGAGAGUCGUAGUGGAAUCUUGUAUUGUUUUAGUUUUUUUGUUGAAAAUGUUUUAAAUGUUUAGAAAAAGAAAAAAAAAACAGUAAAAACCAAUUAAGGGCAAUUCUUUGUAAUGCAGGGACGUGGGUGUUAACUUGUGUGAUCCUGUUGUGAUAAAUUGUUCAAGGUUGUAUAAUUGUUUUCAUAUGACAAAUUUAUGGGUAUAUUUUCAAAAGGAAAUAAAUCUUAAUCAUACCCCUAAAAAUUGGAGUUCCAGUAGUUGAAAUUUUGUUUCCUGGCUUUCCAUAGCCUGUUUCCUUUAAAAUCCUGUCCUAUGAAUGAAUAAAUUACAAUAUCACGUAUA
Messenger RNA from Epinephelus lanceolatus (giant grouper), 4446 nucleotides. The record is from RefSeq and is a predicted model, not a curated record. Lineage: Eukaryota; Metazoa; Chordata; Actinopteri; Perciformes; Serranidae.